Messenger RNA from Salvia hispanica, 1846 nucleotides. Its product is annotated as Octicosapeptide/Phox/Bem1p family protein. NCBI's taxonomy places the organism in Eukaryota, Viridiplantae, Streptophyta, Magnoliopsida, Lamiales, Lamiaceae. Gene Ontology annotation, molecular function: protein binding. The record is from RefSeq and is a predicted model, not a curated record.
UCCCUACAAUCCUCUCUCUCUCUCUCUCUAGAUGGAGCCCCAGCCUCCGCCGCCGCCCUCCUCCUCCGCCACCUCUCCUCGGCCACCUCUUUCGCCCCCCAAAAUCCGCCUAAUGUGCAGCUACGGCGGCCACAUAGUCCCGCGCCCCCACGACAAAUCACUCCACUACGCCGCCGGCGAAACCCGCAUCGUCGCCGUCGACCGCCGAUCCACCGCCUCCUCACUCUCCCUGCUCUCCGCGCACCUCUCCCGCACGCUCUUCGGCAACCGCCCCUUCCUCCUCAAGUACCAGCUCCCCGACGAGGACCUCGAUUCCCUAAUCUCCGUCGUCUCCGACGAGGAUCUCGCCAACAUGCUCGAGGAGCACGAUCGGAUCUCUCCGCCUGCCCGCAUCAGGCUGUUUCUGUUCGCCGUCAAGCCGGAGUCCCUCGGCUCCGCGCUGCUCGGCCCUAAGUCGGAGACGUGGUUCAGCGACGCGCUCAGGAGUACGGGGGUUUUGCAGAAGGGGCAAUCGGCGGAUUGUGGCCUUCUGAUCGGCGUUGGACCGGAUUUGGAAGCUCCGGUUGAGAGUUUCAGCAAUAGCGGCGGCGGAGGGGAGAGUAAAGCGGGGGCGGAGUCAUUGGUUUUGGAGACGAAUUCGUCGUUUGGCUCUACUUGUUCGUCCUUUUCCACAUCGAAUUCUCCGCCGAUUGCGAUUGCGGAUGAAAAGGGUUUGAAUUCGCUUGACCGGAAGAAUAGAGUGCCGUCUUCAGCCUCUUUAGAAAGUGAUAACAGUGGUGGAAGUUCGGCUGCUCCUCAAAAGACCGGAGUCUCCCAAGAGCCGCUGAUUCAGGUUGGUCCGGAAUUAUCAUCAGAAGCUCCCGUCUCCGACCCUUUAAUUGAUAUGGCAGGGCAAAAACCAGUUCAAGUUCUUCGAUAUCCUUUACCUCAGGUGCAGGAGGGUAUGAAGCAACAGCACGACACACCCUUAAUUCAAGGAGGGGUGCAGUAUAUGCCUCAGUAUGCAGGUCCAGUGCCAAUUUCUCCUUACUAUCCCUUAUAUCAAAUGCCAAUGCACCCACAGCAUGUAUCUUCUCAUCCAAAUCAACCAUACCCGAUAUAUCUGGUGCCCAUGAGACCACCUCAAUACCAAAAUAUCCCAAUGGUAUGUAGCACCAUUGAUGCAAAUACAGUUACUCCUCCGAGCCUACCACCCUUGCAUCCAAAGACUGCUGCUAUUCCUCAACCUGUGGGCCAUAAAGAAGUAUUUGGAGGUCAAACAUCCGAGUCAGCCACUUACUGCAGUAUCCCAGCUUCGGCACAACUAGUUAAUAUCCCCUCUAAUCAAGGCCAACUAGUUGUAGGGUCUCUAGAGCACCAGAUUCCCUCAGAAUCGGCUAUACCUGUGCCGGUAGUCUCUGCUACUGGGGGCAGUGAAUUUGAUGAAGAAAUUGCAUACAACCAAAUAUACAAAACUCAGCCUUCAGCGCCGAUAUUGCCCUCUCAUUACCAGACAAUGACUAAGGGAACAACAACAUUUCCCGAGCCUUCGGUGCAUGCAAAGUAAUAGGCAGUGUUGCAUCCUCAGUAGUACUGCUGAAUGAAAGGAAUACUGUAUCAGGUGCUCGUUCCUUUGCCUCUGUCAACCCUGUUAAGCGUGAAGUUAAAGAUUAUUGUGGAUGAAUUUCCCCUGUAUGGAGGAUGGUUGAUAUUCAAAGAUUUUGUUUACAGAGCAUACAAAAUAGUUCUUUCUUUGUAUUAAAAUGUUUGUUUCUGGUGAGAUAUGUACCUACUCAAGGUGUAAAAGUUAACUGAAUACUAUACACAAUUUGUUCAUUUGUUUGUAUUUUAUUCAAAUAUUUGUUCC